AUGGCUGCCUCAUCUAAAAAGGUUGGAUUAUCUAAAGGACUCAUGGCGCUCGGGUUCAUGCAACGCGGUCCGGCAGUAUCCCAAACCGAGCCUGCAAAACCUGUAGUGGUGGAAGACGGCAAGUGGGAACUCGGAAGUGCGAUGCAAGAAAGCUGGGGGCAAGACACGAGUAUCCCACAAACAGUGACGUACGAAGAGUCUUACCUGCCCUUUCUCACACCGGAGCACGCGUCUACCUCGCGCUUAGCGCCCGGAGGUGGAGGCCGCAAAUCUUUUGGGAGGUUCAACAAGUCGCUCGAAACUAGACCGGAAGAAGAGGAACUCGCGGCGGAUAUGAUGCCUGAACCAGAGUCAUCGCACGAGGAAGAGAGGGACAAACUCCCACGAGCUCGCAAGCUGGUCGUCAACCCCGCAUCUCUGAUUAGCGCUGAGCAAGUCAGGCGACCAUGGGAUCAGCGAACAGGUGAGGAGGUUGGACGACGGAAGGGCGGGAGGAGGGAGCAACGGGACGGUCGUGGGGAUUCGGUGAGCGUAGAUGAGAGGACACGAGGUGGAGAGGGUAGGUAUCGUCCCCGGUCUCCAAUAGGCGCGCCAGGAGCAAGUGAGGACAGGACCGUGAGGAAGAAUGGGAAGAAACGGAGCCGUGUGGAAGACGAGGAUAAGGAGGAGGACACGCACAGCAGACGAGAGAAGAAGCCAAAGAAAGACAAACAGAAAGAAAAGAACAAGGGGAAGCAGCGGUCGGAGUGA
Molecule: messenger RNA, 750 nt
Organism: Dacryopinax primogenitus
Lineage: Eukaryota; Fungi; Basidiomycota; Dacrymycetes; Dacrymycetales; Dacrymycetaceae
Exons: 3
Coding region: 1-750 (249 amino acids)
Source: RefSeq, a predicted model, not a curated record